Rotaria sp. Silwood1 is the source of this 1161-nucleotide messenger RNA. NCBI's taxonomy places the organism in Eukaryota, Metazoa, Rotifera, Eurotatoria, Philodinida, Philodinidae. The record is from the annotation of a GenBank genome assembly.
AUGUAUCGAUUAUUGAAUUAUAUUCCAAAUGUGCAAUAUCUCAGUGUGCGUCUACAUACUGAUUUACAAAAUUUUUCAAAAGAUUCAUCAAUAAUAAGUUCUCAUUCAAUAAAUUCAAAUAUUCGUUCAUUAGAAAUUUCAACAAUAAAUAAUAUUCCAUUCAAUCAAAUUGAAGAUCUAUUUAAAAAAACAUUUAAACAUUUAGAAAUUUUAAAGUUUUUUUUUAAAACUGAUGCAUUAAGUCAAUCAUGUCUUGAUUAUAUUGAUGAUAAAAGAUGGGAACAUUUACUUCAAAGAUUUUUAUCAUUAAAAGAUUUUCAUUGUUGUAUUGAAAUACCAAUACAAUCUCAAAUAAUAUCAAAUUCAUUUGAACAAAAUCAAUUUUUUCGUAAUCAUCAUUGGAAAUUUUCUUUUCAAGCUUAUUCAUAUUCAUUUAAUACAAUGUUACGUAUACAUACUGACCCUUAUCCUAAACGACGUCUUGACAUUAUUCCUUCAAAAGUAUUUGCUGAUAGUAAUAAUAAUAAUAAUAAUAUUUAUUCGUGUGUACGUGAUCUUCGUAUAUUAAUUGAUUCUAUUGAUGUAAGUACCGUUAAUAAUUUAUCAAGGAUUAUAUAUAAAAAUGUCAUAUCACUAACACUGAUAUCGAAUAAAAUAUUUGAUGAGCAAACAUUUUUUAUUUAUUUAUAUUCAAUAAUUAAUCGAAAUAAUAUUCGUUAUUUAACAAUACAAUUAGAUAAUUGCUCAAAAAAAUUUCUUUUAAAUCUUAUUGAAAAUUUUUCUAAACUUCAUUCAUUAACAAUAUCAACAUAUCAAAGUUGGUCAAAAUUAAUUCAAUUAUCAUCAUAUAUAUCAAAAAGUAAUAUACGAUCAUUAAGUGUUUAUGAAUUAUUUGUUAAUUUUCAUCACUAUGAUUAUAUAUAUGAAUUAUUUAAUCAAUUAAAUAUUAUAUCGAUUAAUGUAACAUCAAUUGAAGAUUGUUAUCGAUUAUUAACAUUAUUAUUUAUUGGUAAUAAGAAAAAACAAAUUGAAAAAUUACGUUCAUUAACAGUCAAAUGUGAUUUUCAUGAACCGGAUGCUAUAGCAAAUUGGAUUCGAUCGAAUAUCAUUAGAAAACUAUCAUAUAAAUGUACAACAAGUACUUUGAUUAUUUGGCUCUGA